Triticum aestivum (bread wheat) is the source of this 1509-nucleotide messenger RNA. RefSeq lists its product as uncharacterized. Bases 154 to 714 code for a protein of 186 amino acids. The transcript is spliced from 3 exons. NCBI's taxonomy places the organism in Eukaryota, Viridiplantae, Streptophyta, Magnoliopsida, Poales, Poaceae. The record is from RefSeq and is a predicted model, not a curated record.
GCGGGGGAGACCGGAGAAGUGGAGAGUCAAGUAAACGCUUGUAGUUAUCUCUUCCCUUCCCCUCUCCGAUCCAGAGCACUCUGCGAUCUAUCUAUAAUCUAGUGCUAGAUAGCGAAGCCGACCUUGCUGCGACCGUCCGGCCGGCCGGAGAUCAUGGCGGGCACGGUGGUGAGCAUGGCGAGGUCCAUGCUGGGCGCUGUCAUCAGCGUGGCCGCCUCUGCCGCCGCCACGGAGAUGAGCCUUCUCAUCGGCGUCCGCAAGGACAUCUGGAAGAAGAAGGGCAAAGGGGAUGGCCGCCGACGCCGCGUACGCGAAGCUGGUGCUGCUCGCCUGCAACGGCGGCGUCGGCGUCCGCGCUGCACCUGCUGCAGUGAGGGGGGUUCGGCCGGGGCCGCGUCGUGGCCGGGCUCAUCUCCCUGCUCCCGCGCCACUCCACGCACCAACACCAGCGCCGCCUCCGCCGCGUGCUCGCCGUCGCCACCGAGCCCAGGCCCCCUCCCUCGCCGCCGGCCCCACGCACCGGCAGGACCAGGGCCAACACCAUCCAGUCCACCAGGUUCGGGGACGUGUCCAAGGAGAUCAAGCGGGUGCGGAAGCAGAUGGAGGAGGAUGAGCAGCUGGCCUCCCUCAUGCGCGGCCUCCACGGCCAGAACCUCCGCGACGACAAGGCUGCAGUUAGUUGUACUCCUGUAUCUCUGCAUACUCCGUACUUAAUUCAGUUUGGUUGCAGUACUUGUAUCUCUCUGUAUCUCUGAUGUACUCUUGUCUCAGUUUGGUUGGAGUAUAUUCAGUUUGGUUGCAGUACUCUUGUCUCUGCAUACUUAAUUCUGUAGUUUCUCUCUGAUGGUAGUAGUUGUAUCUCUGCAUACUUAAUUCACUGAAUUUCGUUGCAGUAGUUGAUUUAAGUGAAAAGAUUCAAUUAGUUUUCCAGUAGUUUUGCUCGAGUAAUAAGGAAAAGUUGCAGUAGUUGUCAAUGUUAACCUCGACGUAUCUGCAGUUUCAGUCACUGCUUGCUACUCCUCCUUAUAACUGCAGUUUAGUUGCUUCAGUCGCUGCUCAUUUCUUCAGUAGCUAAAUAAGUUCAGUUUAGUUUAGUUGAAGUGAGCUGCGUUCUUGCUGCGGCCUUGCGUAUUUCAUUUUGUUUAGUCUAGUCCUCUGAUUUUAACACAAGCCUUCCUGAGUAUCAAAAACUCCAGACCUUACUUCCAAACUUCAGCAUUAAAAUAAACUUUUUCCUCUCCUCUCCUAUUCCACUCCACUCCUCUCUCUUCUAUUCCACUCCUUUCCUCUCAACAAGUCAUUUUCUUUAAUUAAUUAAAAUGAAACUAAAUGAUUUUUUAAUUAACUGAAACUUGUUUUUUAAUUAAAACUAAAUGAUUUUUUCAGUAAAUGAACUUGAGUUAACUAAAAUUAAAUGAAUUGUAGCAGGAGUACCCUCCUUCUCUUGACUUCUCUUCUCUUUUCAGCAAGUGCAGCAACAGUAUGAGUAGUUCUUGGAGUAGUGUAGUG